This is a messenger RNA of Frankliniella occidentalis (western flower thrips), 3564 nucleotides long. RefSeq names its product protein SON. Gene Ontology annotation, molecular function: RNA binding. Gene Ontology annotation, biological process: regulation of mRNA splicing, via spliceosome; regulation of cell cycle. Bases 415 to 3039 code for a protein of 874 amino acids. The record is from RefSeq and is a predicted model, not a curated record. Lineage: Eukaryota; Metazoa; Arthropoda; Insecta; Thysanoptera; Thripidae. The transcript has 14 exons.
UACAAUCACAAUCGUGAAUCGUGUGUUGUGAGUUGGUUGUGAGCACCUUUGGAUCAUGUGUUUUGUAUACGACCGAAUAAUUAGCACUUCGGUACACUGAUAAGAAAGGCUCGUUCUCCUGCUCACUGGAGCACACUGUUUCUUGGUUCGUUUCCCAUAAACUCAAAAAUUUGGCCCAUCCGUGCGAGAUGUACGUGGACUCCAAGAUAACCUAACUGAUCCAAAUCCAAACCGGUAAGCAAUGAGAAUCUGCGUUGUUUGGUGCUGGAAGUGAUGCCAGUGUUCGUGUUAUUGGUUGUUUACGCGCCUACACCGUUGGAUAGAGCUCCAUGCUCCAGUUGGUGGUGUAGUUUGUGCGCCGUUAUAUCUGGUAUCUGCACAGCCCAGCAUUGCCUAGGCUAAAAGUCAGACCCAAUGGCAGCAGUGGAAGAUCAAGUCUCCAGCACUGCUCCGGCUGAGGAUCUGUGGAACAUUGCUAUCACUACCAAAGACGAAAGUACUAGUAAUGUUCCACAGAAGUCGUCGAAUGAAAUUUUAACAGAAUUAUUUGGAGCGUUCAAUGCUGAACCUCCAAAGUCUAUCAUUGCAUCUGAGGGUGAUACUGAUAAUGAAACUAAGGUCAAGAAACACAGAAAAAAGCAUAAGAAAGAGAAAAAGCAUAAGAAAAAAAGCCGAAGUAAACGAAGACUGAGUGGAGAACAGGACAAUAGUUCUAUCGGUUACAGUUCAGAGUCAGAUAAUGAACAUGAAAAGCGGAAAGAGAGGAAGCACAAGCCAAAGAAGAAGCAUCGAACCAGGAGUAGUGAUAUGGACAGCGGAGAUGAGCAAAAGCCAAAGAAACGUUCCAGGCACAGCAAAUCUCCUAGCAUAACCAGGAAGGAAUCUGUUUCGGACAACACUAACGAACUGUCAAAAGAAGUUUCGAAAGAGGGUUUACUUGAGGUUAAGAAAGAGAUUGAAGUGAAUGGACAUGCAGAUGAUGAAGUAUCUUCAUCUACACCGGCUCCCUCACGCUCCCCACCACCACUUCUCACACCUAAGAAGGAGGUAGUUGAAGAAUCUUCAGUCUUUGAGAAUGUCAAACCUUCAGAGGGUGUUGAUGAUAAAACUGACAAAGCCAAACCACCCAUGGGGAAAAUUGUCAUCAAAGAUUUAAAGUUUAGCUCUGUAUUUGAAGCAACUGUGAAAGAGGUUGAAGAACAUGCGAAAGCUAAAGCAGAAAAGUAUGAGGAGGGAGAACUCUCAGACACUUCAUCCCAGAAAACCAGUGAACACUCCGAUGACCAUCCUAGUGCUCCUAGUCUUGGAUCAGAAGGGGGAGAAGCAGCAGAACCCAACAGUAGGUCAGAUGAUAUUUCCAAGAAAUCUAAAAGGUCACGCAGUACAGAAAAAAGCUCAAGUCAUCACAAAAAAUCAAAACACAAGAGCAGGAGUAGAAGUAAAAGCCGAAGCCGGAGCAGAGACCGGGAUCACAAGAGUAGAGACAAAGAACGUCACUGUCGACAUAAAGACCGUGACAAAGACAGAGAUAAAGAUAAGCUUAAAGAGAAAGAAAAAAGCAAAGAGAAGGACCGUCACAAGGAAAGAGACAGGGUAGGAGAAAGAGACAAGGAUAGGAUUAAGGAAAGAGAAAGAGAUAGAGGAAGAGAUCGGGACAAGGAUAGGAAGGAAAAGGAUCAUAAAGACCGAAGAAGAGGUCAUAGUCGUAGUCGAAGCAGAUCUCCACGUAGCAGCAGAAAUCGUAGCUCUUCUCGGAGCCGGAGGAGACACAGUCGUGAUAGACGCCGCAGCCGAUCAAGGUCAAGGGAUCGUAAACGAACUUCUGGAGGUGACCACAUAGACAAGAAGAAACUAUUAGAAAUUGCAAGGCGGAAUGCUAUGAACAUGUUGCAGGCAGGAAUAUUGCCUGGCAAUAUAUUAGGGAAAACCUCUGCUCCAACACCAUCAGCAGCUGCUUCAACAGACAAACCUGAGAAAACUACUGCCAAAACUGUUGAUGAACUCACUGAGUACUGUAAAGAGUUGUCAAAGAGAGAGAAUAUGGGAGAGUUAUCUAGCCUAAGUGGAUCAGAAGAAAGUGAUUCAGAGAAACCCUUUCAUCAUCCUUUCCAAGUGAAGGAUAGACCGUCAUUUAUAUCUUUAAACAUCAAGAAUGCUGUGCAAUUACCUCUGAAGACUUUGCAAGAAAGAACCAUGGAAUCCUCCCAACUUCGGAUUCAAUUUCCUGUUUCCAGUGGUAUGCAGCACAACAAAAUUGAAAAUGAGUGGGUCCCAGUCACACCUCCAAAAAAGGUUGACGAGAAAAAAUCCGGAUUGAAGGCCAUCGAAGCACCAAAACCAACUGAGAAAAGCUCUCAACCCGCAUCUACCGAGGUAAUUGAUAUUGGAACUCUCGUAUCUCAAAGGCUGGCUGCAAUGCGGAAAAAACACGACAGUGAACAAACCCAAUAUAUUGAUCACAUGUAUGGCUGGAACAACGUAUUACCGGGGCAGUUUGGAGGGGACACUGGAAUUCGACCAUUGACACCUCAGCAACUCGCAUCUGGUGCUCAGGCAUGGGCGCGCAAGGACCAAUUGCAAACAGCCACUCCUGUCCGCAGUGGUAUGGGAAUGACCCUGCUACAAAAGAUGGGAUGGAAGCCGGGUGAAGGAUUGGGCAAGAAUAAAGAAGGGUGUCAGGAGCCCCUUCAGUUAGAAGUGAAAAUGGAUCGAAAAGGUUUAGUGGCAGCAGAAGAAAUCCGAGCUAGACGUCCUCCACCUACUGUUAGCCAACCAAGGCAAGCUAAAGCAAACCCUGUUACCUUAGAAGGUAAACAUCCUGUCUCGUUACUAACCGAGUACUGCUCUAAGCGUCACUUUGGAGCCCCUCAUUUUGAACUGUGCCUUGAAAGUGGACCAGAUCACAAAAAAGACUUUCUCUUUAAGGUACGAGUUAACGGUCUGGAGUACACACCCAGCUCAGCUAGUCCCAACAAGAAGCAGGCCAAGGCAGAAGCUGCCACCAUCUGCUUAAAAUCUUUAGGUGUCCUUAUAAGCUAAUCAGUUCAAACUUGCUUGGUGGCAAGUUCAACUAAUGCCAUGUGAUUGUGUGAUAAUAUGUUGCAUAUUGAAAUAUAUCAAUAGCCAAUGAUAUCAGAGCCUGGAUUCAAGUUUAUGUAACAUUUAAUGCCAUCUUUUUGUGGGGGCAUUCAUUUGCAAUAAGUUUGUUGGAUCCUUUCUUGUUACUUUUGACUGUAUGCCUUAGUGUGUUUUCAACAUUAAUUUUUAGUAGAAUGACAUAAUUUUUUGUUUUGACUUGAAUAGUCACAUGUUAAUUGAAUUUGUUAUGUUCUCAUCGCAAGCCCAUUUGUGUUCAAUUGAGUCCAAUUUUAGACUUAUGAAAUGCAUGUGAUCAAAUUAUUCCCUGAGGCUUAUGAAGUAUGUUUAAGCUGUUGUCAGCUUGUCAAUUUUAUCUCCGGUUUGUCUGUGAUAAUAUUUUUUUUUUUUUUUGCCAUCAAUGUUUUGUAUCCAAACAAAUAAAUUUGACACCAGGCUUUGAUUAACCUUGGUGGAAAUUUCAAAUUA